This is a messenger RNA of Condylostylus longicornis, 1946 nucleotides long. Its product is annotated as myb-like protein Q. The record is from RefSeq and is a predicted model, not a curated record. The transcript is spliced from 5 exons. NCBI's taxonomy places the organism in Eukaryota, Metazoa, Arthropoda, Insecta, Diptera, Dolichopodidae. Bases 1 to 1812 code for a protein of 603 amino acids.
AUGAGUGGAAUUCGAAAACUCCGCCCCAAAAGUAAUUCAUCAAAGUAUCAUUCAUCAACAAAAAAAACUCUCAUCGACCAUAAAAGCGCUUGGGAAAUUGUCCAAUGUAUUGAAAGUGAGUUGAAUAAUAGAUUAAAAAGUGUUAAACGAUUAAAUUCGUCAUUAAAACUUAUCAGUAAAAAUGUCUAUUAUAUAUUUUUAGGAUGGCAAAUGUCAACAUUAAGUUUUAACAAAAUAUCAUCACAAACAGGACCCGAAGCGAGCCCUGUCGGAGGGCUGCGCUUAGUCGGGUUAGUACCGUGUUCCGUUUGGACACCAAAAGCACCAAAAACAUCUAAUACCGCUAAUAUUUUAGCUCAAACAAGACAAAAUUGUGCACCGUAUGUUUUAACAACAUCAGCAAAUAAUUUUAAUCAACAAGAGCAACAACAUCAAUAUCAGCAUCAGUAUAGUCAUCAACAGCAAACUCAACAUCAACCACAUCAUUCUCAUCAAAUAUAUCAACAACAACAUCAUCAUCAUCAUCAUCACCAGCAUCAUCAGCAUCAACAGCAAGACCAAUAUCAUAAAUCUAUAAUUAAUGUACGACCAAUAAAUACAACAAUACCAAAUAUAUCAGGUGGAACUACAGGAGGCACUUUAAUUGGCACAUCAAAUACAACAUCAUCUUGUACACGUUGUUGCUUACAACAACAGCAGCACGAACAACAAAAUCAUUAUCAUAAAUCUCAACAUAUAAAAUUAAUUCAAUUACCGUCAUCAUCAUCAUCAACAUCGACAUCAGUAUCAUCGACAGCAACAACAAUAGCAACAUCACCAACAUCAUUGAAUGUGUCAUCAAUACCAAUAAAAUCAAUAUCGCCACAAUCAUCGUUAUCUGUAUCAUCAUCGCCAUCAUUAAAAAUUGAAACAAGUACUGUAACAACAGCCGCAACAACUACAACAUCAAUUAACGAAACACCAUCGUCUACAACAUCAGAACAUCAAAUAGGAUUAUCAUCAACGUCCACAUCACCAUUAUUGGAAUCAGCUUCAUCAUCAUUAAAUCAACAAAAUAGCUCAAUACAAAAUACAAUAUCACAAGCAUCAACAGCAAUAACAACAGCAACAACAACUACUGCUACGUCAGCUAUAGCAACAAAAACAACAACAGAUAAUAAUAUAAUAUCCUCCAAUUCAGUUGGUAAUAAAAAAUCAUCUAUAGAAAAACUUAUUCCAUUAAAUAACAAUCAAUCAUCAUCGAUUUGUUCUUGUAAUAAUAAAAUUACAAACGGUAAUAUUGGUAUGGUUGUUACAUCAAGUGGAAAAAAUACAGCAGCAUUAUCUGGUACAGGAUCAUCAUCAAUAAAUGGUAAUAUAUCUAAUAAUGGAAUUGGUAAUAUUAAUACUAUUGGUACAACAAUUGCAACACCAUCAAAUCAACCAAAAUUUAUUGUUCCAACAAUUGCUCCAAGUGGUACAGCAGCUAUACUAGGUACACCAACACAAGCAAAUACAACAGUAACAGGAAAUUCAUCAGUAACAAAUAAUUCAAUGUUGUUGGUACCAUUUGCUGUUCCAGGAUUUUUUCCUGUACAAACAGCACCAACAAAUAAUAAUGUUACAAAUAUGACAACAACAACAUCAGCAGUACCAGCACCAACUGCUAUAGCACCGGGUGCAAUAAUUCAUCCUACAGGUGCAACAAUGACAGCAUUACCGGCAAAUGGAAUUAUUUCCGCUGCCAUCAACUCUAAUAAAAAGGAUUCAAUCAUAUCGACAAAUGGAUUAUUGAAUACAAUUGUCCCAAAAAUUGAUACAAGUAGUAAGUAGAAUUUUAUUCAUUUUGUAUUUAUUACAUUUUUAUAAAAUUUCAUAUAAAGAGUAGCUACGUGUUUAAAAAAUCAAGCAAUUUGUAUAGUCUAUUAAGGUUCUAGAAUUGAAACUAUAUUCGAACUCAUAGAAAA